Zea mays is the source of this 774-nucleotide messenger RNA. RefSeq names its product 40S ribosomal protein S15a. Lineage: Eukaryota; Viridiplantae; Streptophyta; Magnoliopsida; Poales; Poaceae. Gene Ontology annotation, cellular component: ribosome. The transcript has 4 exons. The record is from RefSeq and is marked validated. The coding region runs from base 123 to 515 and encodes 130 amino acids. Gene Ontology annotation, biological process: translation. Gene Ontology annotation, molecular function: structural constituent of ribosome.
CAAGCGCAAUAUAAACAUCGCGCCUUGCGCUGGGCGCAUAAAACCCUACUAACCGCGUCUCCUCUCCAGCGCCCGCCGUCGCCGCCGCCCUCCUCUUGGUCCCGCCGUCCGUCGAGGUCAUCAUGGUGAGGGUCAGUGUGCUCAACGAUGCGCUCAAGUCCAUGUACAAUGCAGAGAAGAGGGGCAAGAGGCAGGUCAUGAUCAGGCCGUCGUCCAAGGUGAUCAUCAAGUUCCUGACGGUCAUGCAGCGUCAUGGAUACAUUGGCGAGUUCGAGUACGUGGAUGACCACAGAGCUGGGAAGAUUGUGGUGGAACUGAACGGCAGACUAAACAAAUGCGGUGUAAUUAGCCCCCGGUUUGAUGUUGGGGUAAAGGAAAUCGAAGGCUGGACUGCGAGGCUGCUUCCGUCUCGCCAGUUUGGCUAUAUCGUGCUUACAACCUCUGCGGGAAUUAUGGAUCACGAGGAGGCCCGACGCAAGAACGUCGGAGGCAAAGUCCUUGGUUUCUUUUAUUAAUUAAAGGGUCGUCCGAGUUUCUUCUAUUAAAUGGUGGGUCGACCGAGUUUUUGUUUUUGUUUUUGGUCUGAAUUGAAUAGAGUGUUUGCUUCGUUAAGACUGGAAUGUGUUAUGUGCCUUUGUUAAGACUGGAUCACUGGAAUGUGGGAAUCUUUAUGAGUGAUUCGGCAUGUAACUAACUGGAGGCCACGAGACAGUUUGGCGCAAGGCCUAUGACCCCCUAGGAGGAGUGUCGAUCAACUAGAUUCUCACAUUUUUU